AUGGAAUCCCCUGAAGCUAGUUCGAUCUCCCUCCCGGACCAACAGUCGAUGUUUCCUUGGGACUCUUCUACGGAGGAGAGGGAGAAGAUAACGAAUCUGGCCGAUCGUGAGCCCCGACGACGACGAUCACCUCUCCGUCGCCCAUCCCUUCAUAGUCAUGGCGCCACCGCCGAGGCCCGCCGUCGCUUCCAUGGCCGCGACGUGUCGUCGUCACCUGCUAUCCCCGAGGAUAGCCCGUCGACGUACUAUGAAUGGCUCCCGGAGGAGAGCCACCUCGUCGUGCGGAUGGCCGCCAUGCAUGUCGGGGGCCACGAUGGUGGCGCUCCGGCGCGUACGCGUACGCUUCAGAACGGACACGGCGACGCCGGAGUGCAGCGGCGGUUCGGCCGCUCCUAUACUCCGCUCUUCUUGGCGCCUGGUGCCGUGCAGAGGACGACUGCUCUGGAAGCAGAGCCAGAUUGGUCUGGAUCGAUGCGCAAUGAUGAAGAUGAUGCUUUGAGUCGGUUGCGGCUCGCGCUCGCGCCCGCGCCCGCUCCGCGCUACUUGGAGCCUACUCGGUCUAUCCCCACGGGAGGCGUUUACCCUUCGCAAUAUGUCGGCCAGAACAGGCGUGAAUUUUGGAUGUUGCCAAGUAGGUUGCAACGCACUGCUGUCGACGCGAAUCACCUCUGCCUCCGGGAGCUUCAUCGCUUGUCUAUUCUGUCGUCAAGCUAUGGAAGCUUGAUGACUUCAGGCAAGUGCAUUUACUGCAUGGCGAAGGAUAAGCGGGAAUGCCAGAAAUUGCUGCAGUUGGCUGAUGCAGACGCGCCUCAGCUUGUGGACUUGUUAUACCAUGGGGUCAUCGACCAUGUCGACGAGCUCACGGUUCACCCUUACGGUAAUAAUCUCAUGCUGAAGCUGCUCGAAGUCUGCAGCAAAGAACAAACGCAGCGAAUAAUCGUCGAGCUCGCAGCCGAUCCAAAUCGGUUUGUCAGAAUCUCUCUGAAUCCUCAUGGGACAAAGGCAGUACAAAGUUUAAUUAAGAUGCUCAGAACACCAAAAGAAAUUUCACUGGUAAUUUAUUCACUUUACAGUGGGAUUCUUGAUCUUUUUCUGGAUCCAAAUGGCAACCGUGUGAUCAAUACUUUCUUAACAUCCUUUCCACCUGAGUACAAUCAGAUCUUUUUUGCUGCUGCUGCCGGGUACUGUUAUCAACUGGCUACUCAUCAACAUGGAUGUUGCAUUUUGCAAAGCUGCAUAAAGUACUCCACAGGAGAGCUUCGAGCAGAAUUGCUCAAGCAAACAGCUGCUUAUGGUCAUCACCUUUCGAUGGAUGCUUAUGGUAACUAUGUGGUUCAGUGUCUCAUAGAUCUCAAAGAUCCCUCGAUAAAUACAACUCUGGCAUCACAGUUUCGAGGAAAUUAUGUAGAACUCUCAAGACACAAGUCUAGCAGUCAUGUGGUGGAGAAAUGCCUGAAGAAAUUUGAAGAAGAACACCAGGCACAGAUCAUAUAUGAGUUGGCGUCGUCGCCCGAGUUUAAACAGCUACUGCAAGACCCAUAUGCAAAUUAUGUAAUCAGAUCCGCCCUCGAGCUUACAAAGGGGCGUCUCCAUGAUGCACUGGUCGAGGCAAUCCGGCCGCAUGUAACCCUUCAAUUCAAUCCGUACUGCAAAAGGAUCUUCUCGAUGGUUCUGAACAAACAUCGAUGA
Musa acuminata subsp. malaccensis (wild Malaysian banana) is the source of this 1689-nucleotide messenger RNA. RefSeq names its product putative pumilio homolog 8, chloroplastic. NCBI's taxonomy places the organism in Eukaryota, Viridiplantae, Streptophyta, Magnoliopsida, Zingiberales, Musaceae. Gene Ontology annotation, molecular function: mRNA binding. Gene Ontology annotation, biological process: post-transcriptional regulation of gene expression. Gene Ontology annotation, cellular component: cytoplasm. The record is from RefSeq and is a predicted model, not a curated record.